This is a messenger RNA of Solanum verrucosum, 693 nucleotides long. RefSeq lists its product as uncharacterized. The transcript has 3 exons. The record is from RefSeq and is a predicted model, not a curated record. Lineage: Eukaryota; Viridiplantae; Streptophyta; Magnoliopsida; Solanales; Solanaceae. Bases 1 to 693 code for a protein of 230 amino acids.
AUGGCAUUAGUUUUACUAUAUGUUAACAAAAACGGAGAGUUGAUAGAACGCUUUUUGGGUAUUGUUCAUGUGGGUGAUAUCAUUGCAAAAAGUAAUUUACUCUUUACUUUUGGAUCACUCGUUAUGCCUAUCAAGACUCCGUGGACAAGGGACUUACUUCGACAACACCAAGUUGAGAAGUUGGAAGAAUUGCUUAAAUCUGGAGAAAUUCUUACCGGACAAGGAUUAAAUCAAGAACGUGGCCUCCAACGACCGGGUAAUACUCGUUGGGGAUCCCAUUUCAAGACCUUGGAAAAUUUCAUGAUUAUAUAUUCUUCAAUUGCUAAUGUGCCUAAAGAUAUGAAAGAAAAUUCUCCACAUGAUCUUGAUAAACUUGCAAUGUUGCUUCUUACAAAUGAAUUGAACAAAGCUAUACAAAAGAAAGAUCAAGAUAUUGUCAAUACUAUGGGAUUGCUUAAUCUUUCAAAGAGAAGAUUAGAAACAAUGAGAGAGAGUGGUUUGGAGUCUUUGAUGGAUGAGGUUUCUUCAUUUUGUGCUAAACAUGAUAUUUUGGUUCCCGUAAUGAGUGAAGACUAUCCAAGAUCGAAGCGUAAGAAGUCUGAAAUUUCAUAUUUACAUCACUUUCGUGUGGAAGUGUUUUAUGCAGUUAUUGAUUUGCAACUUCAGGAGCUCACUAAUCAUUUUGAUGUGUGA